GGUUCAAAGUGGCUUUGGAAAAAAGCACAUUCUUUUUGUCUGAAAUCUCAUUCUUGGGAUACAUCGUCACAACCGACGGACUAAUGCCGGAUCUGAGGAAGGUGGCAGCGGUACAAGAAGCCCCAGCUCCGGUCACGCUCACUCAGGUUCGAGCCUUCCUAGGGUUGGCGUCCUACUACCGGCGUUUCAUCCAGGGGUUCGCCGGCGUGGCAAAACCUCUUACGAGUCUAUUAAAGAAAGAAGAGCAGCUGGUCUGGACGUCAGAAUGUGAGGAGGCUUUUCGGGCGCUCAAGAAGGCUCUGACAGCGGCGCCCAUCCUGGCCAGACCUGAUCCGACCAAACCGUUCGCCCUGCAUACGGAUUGGCAGCCGCAGGCGAUGUCAGCAGUCCUGACUCAGCAGGGGGCAGACGACAAGGAGCGAGUCAUCGAGUACGCAUCAAAGACCCUGAGCCGAGCGCAAUCCAACUACGAAGCGUGCAAAGGCGAAUGCUUGGCGGUGGUGUGGGGGAUUCAGCAUUUCCGACCGUACCUCUACGGCCAGAAAUUCGUGCUUGUGACAGAUCACCAGCCGUUGUUGUCGUUGCGCAACAACACGGAUUACACGGGAACAGUGGGGAGGUGGGCCGUGCGUCUGCAGGACUACGACUUCGACAUCCGUCACCGCGCCACUCGACAGCACGGAAAUGCCGAUGGUUUGACACGCCUCCAGCCGCCCAACAAGUGUCCCACCCAAGAGCGACUCAUUCCGUGGAAGCCAGAGCGAGCCCCGACGGAACCACGCUACGGGGAACUGCACCGUGUGAAGUACGCGGGCGUCUAUGUGGACAUAUCGCCAGUGCCUGGUCAGGAUUCCACGCGAGUGUUCAUCGAGUUCCGAGCCAUCCAGGUAGCAACGAACUUUGUGCACAGCGUCGCUACUUUCACCGAGGAUUUAACCGUCUUGCAAGGGCACGACCGGGAGCCGGCGUACAGGUUCUUGCGCGACUACGCCCUCCAGGUGGCUAAAUCGGUGGCGCGAGUGCAGGCGAGGGUCACCCAUCGCUUCACCGCAUACGAAGGACUUCUGCGGCGAGCUCCGGAAGGAGCACUUGCAUUGUUGCCGCCCGCUGACGAGGACGCAUGGGAGCUGCAUCGGGCGCUGUAUUCGUCGGUGGUGCUGGGCAUGUUUACGUUCUUCGUGGAGUAUGAAAUUCAUAACAUCGGCGAGUUUCUCUACGUAUAUUACGUAAUUACCAAGCCGAAGCUGGAGCGGAAGGAGGGAACGGUGGCGCUUUACCCUUUCGGGAGGAUCGGGACGAAUCGGUCGGGGCUCUUACAGCUCAUCCACACCGAGCUGUUGUCCAUUGCGCAGGUAAUCGCCGCCGAGGAAGAAGACCUGCAGCUUAGACUGCGGACCGCCUCCGCCCCGUGCAGAGCAUAUAACGUGGCAGUGAUACCUGAUUACCUGGCGCGCGAGGGAGAGUCGGUGGUGGACUUUGGGCGCGAAGACAAGGCGUUGCGGCCUCCAUCAUCGUAUCCGAAGCCGACCACCCUGAAGGCACCGAGAAAGAAGACCGUCCCGAAGCGGCGACGAAGUCCAUCGCCGGAGGCUCAAGGCAGUCGGGUGGGGCCUGUCGAGGAGGUUGCCCAGCCUGCGUCGGUGCGCACGGUCGAUCCGGUUCCCGAGAGAAGCGCCACCCUCAUCAUCGGACCCCGGUCGAGGGAGGACCGCGCAGCCGAAGGACCGUGGAGAUCCUGAGGCCAUCAGGAGCCGGCACCUCAGCGGCCCCGCCUCCCCGAUCUCAAUAGCAAUGAAGCCGGGCCAUCAGG
This is a messenger RNA of Chara braunii, 1810 nucleotides long. NCBI's taxonomy places the organism in Eukaryota, Viridiplantae, Streptophyta, Charophyceae, Charales, Characeae. The record is from the annotation of a GenBank genome assembly.